AUGCCGUCAAAAAAUAAAAAUUUUCAAUUUCAAUUAUUGGCCGGAUCUAAUUUAAGUUUUGACAAAAAUGAAAAUAAAAUAAAACAGAAGAAAAGAAAAUUGUUAAUUGAAAAAGAAAUUGAGGAUGGGGGAAAAAUGGAAGAAGAUGAGAAAUUGAAAAAUUUUGAAAAGAUUCGUCAACUUCGUAAAAAGCACAGAAUAUUUACUUGGGGGACAAACAUUCCAGAUCCAAUUGAAAAUUUCUCUGAUUUUCAAUUACCAGACAAAUUAUCUGAAAAUUUAAAAGAAUUUUCUGUCCCGACGCCUGUACAGAUGCAAGGAAUUCCUAUUGGAUUACAACACAGAGAUUUACUUGUUACUGCUCCAACUGGUUCUGGAAAAACAUUAGCUUUUGCGAUACCCAUAAUUUUACGAAUUUUGGAACAAAAACAACAAAACAAUUCCAAAAAUUCUAAUAAAAUACUUUCUGCCAUAAUUUUAGAGCCAACAAAAAUUCUGGCAAUUCAGACAUUCCAAAAUUUUGUUAAAUUUUGUUUUGGAUUGGAUAUUAAUUGUUUUUAUUUAAAUUCAAAAAUUGCUAACAAAAUUGAAAAAAAUUUGGAAAAAUGUGGUAAUUCUUUUUUUUUUUGUUUUUAA
Messenger RNA from Meloidogyne enterolobii, 636 nucleotides. The record is from the annotation of a GenBank genome assembly. NCBI's taxonomy places the organism in Eukaryota, Metazoa, Nematoda, Chromadorea, Rhabditida, Meloidogynidae.